Amoebophrya sp. A25 is the source of this 736-nucleotide messenger RNA. The record is from the annotation of a GenBank genome assembly. Lineage: Eukaryota; Dinophyceae; Syndiniales; Amoebophryaceae.
CACAACCACAAUCUGGACUGUCAUCCACGUCUAAGCAGCUUGUUGAUGAUGGAGGAAAGGUAGAAGCGACGAAGACUGUCCAGAUUUUGCCUCUGCAGCACGUAUCGUUAAAGGCGUUACAGCAGUGGGUACAGGAAUUAUCAGCGUCGUCACCAGCUCCUACAAGAACUACGUCUGCGAUUAUAGACGAUGAUGAUGUGGACCUCCACGAGAGCAGUCUUGUUAAAGAACAAGAGCAUCACCAUCAUCAUCAUCCUCAUCAUCAUCAUGCCAGGAACAGGAUGACAUGUAAUCAUGAUCUGGGACGACAACAAUAUCCACCUUGUACUGGGCGCGACCAAGAAGGAAGAGAAGUAGAAGAAGCAGAAAGUGAAAACCUCAACUAUAAAGAGUCCCCUUCCGGGGAGCAAGAUUUGCUGGUGACUAUGUCAAUUUUUCCUAGUGGAGGGAGCCCGGACGAACAGUUUCCAGCACUGAUUCCUUGGAGUGAAGCGGAGACUUGUUCCACAGGGCAGGACGCCAUAACGGCUGAGGAAACGACAGAGGAAAAGCAGAUCACAGCGCCGAUUGAGAAAGGGACGGCGCCAACCGCAAGUACAAGCACAGCAGGUUCUUGUGUUUUCAACACAGAUGCUUUGGAUUCUAUGGCAGUUCGAGGCCUAGGCAGCACAGCUAGUGAAGUGCCUCCUCCCACCUCAAGCGUGGUGCAUCGCCCAUCAUAUGACUCACGUCUGCG